Perkinsus marinus ATCC 50983 is the source of this 1123-nucleotide messenger RNA. RefSeq names its product Chloride channel protein CLC-b, putative. Gene Ontology annotation, molecular function: voltage-gated chloride channel activity. The record is from RefSeq and is a predicted model, not a curated record. The annotation marks the transcript as partial. Gene Ontology annotation, biological process: chloride transport; transmembrane transport. Lineage: Eukaryota; Perkinsozoa; Perkinsida; Perkinsidae. The transcript has a single exon. Gene Ontology annotation, cellular component: membrane; intracellular membrane-bounded organelle.
AUGCACGUUCGUAACGUGUUCCAACUUAGAGCGUUGUUGCCAUUCUCGAGUCACAGGAUUAAAUACGAGUUCAUAUCUAUUGGAACUGCGAUGGGAGUUGCCGCAGCAUUCCAAGCACCACUCGGUGGUAUUCUCUUUUCCCUCGAGGAAGCGUCUACGUAUUGGCGAGCCGAGACGACUUGGCGGGCGUUUUUCGGCUGCAUUAUCGCCAGUUUCACGGCUAAACAUUUGUCGGCUCUGGUGAACUGCUCUAACCCAUUCGACUGCUAUACAGUGCAUGCAUACUUGGAAGCUUCAGGAGCUGAUAGAACAUUCAGAGUGUGGGAGUUGUUUGUUUGUGCCCUUAUCGGUGUACUCUUUGGAUUAUUGGGAGCCCUCUUCUGUGCCGGAGUUAAACUUAUACAGUCAAGGCGGCGUGCCUGGUUCCACCUCUUCUCGAUGGGUCGCGACCGCAGAAGAGCCUGGCGAGUGAUAGAGGUCAUUGUCGUUAUACUCAUGACCAUUCUGCUCUCUUUUGGCCUCUCCUGGGCAUUCUUCUACGAAUGCAACCCUGUGGUACCUGACGCUAUCGUAACUGAUGACGACAUUGCAGGAGCUAUGUGUGACGAAGGACUCAGUGGCGGGAGCGUGAAUCCCCUCGCUGCUCUACUUGUAUCGUCUCGUGAUGAGGCUAUACGUUUGCUCUUUUCCCCAUAUAUGGGUGAUAGUGAGUAUACGCCUGGUGUGCUGAUACUUGCCGCUGUUGUUAUUUUCGUCCUCACAUCACUAACGUAUGGCCUUGCGAUCCCUAUGGGCCUCUUUAUCCCCAAUAUAAUGAUGGGUGCGUGUGUUGGUCGGCUGAUAGGUAUCUGGAUGCACCCCCUGGGAGGAUCAGUGGGCUCCUAUGCUGUUAUCGGUGCUGCUGGUAUGCUCGCUGGUUUCUCUAGAAUGACUAUAAGCCUGACUGCCAUCGUUGUUGAGAUCACUGGAGAUCUACAACAGCUCCCCUAUAUUAUGAUCACUGUCAUUGUGGCGAAGCAAGUAGCUGAUCUGUUCCUCAAAGGUGCUUAUGAUCUUGUACUGGAAGUUCGACAGGUUCCUUACUUAGAGGAGCUCGAUUCUUACCAUGAGUACGCAAUGAGGG